Cavenderia fasciculata is the source of this 501-nucleotide messenger RNA. RefSeq lists its product as uncharacterized. Bases 1 to 501 code for a protein of 166 amino acids. The record is from RefSeq and is a predicted model, not a curated record. Lineage: Eukaryota; Evosea; Eumycetozoa; Acytosteliales; Cavenderiaceae. The transcript has 2 exons.
AUGAAAUUAAAGCAUGCUCAAACUAAUAAUUUAUCAUUAAUAUAUUUCGAAUAUGAAUUUGGGCAACCAGGGAAAAGUAGUGCUUUUCCACAACAAGGUUCCCAUAUAGCAAAGUAUAAGGAUUUUAUCAACAAAGACAACUCUCAUAAUCAAAAUCUACCCCAAAUUACUUAUUCUGGCGACCAUUAUUUAUCUUCUGUCAAUGGAGUUUCAAAACCCUUGCUUUGUGGUUUUGCUACAUGCACAAAUCAUGCAGUUCACGGAGCACAUAUAGCCUUCCCCGAACGUACAAAUGGAACCAACAUGAUAUAUGGAGUAGUUCCAUCUUGUUCGGGUCACAACGUUAAAAGUAGUGAUGAAUCAAGAAAGCUAAAGAGUAAUUAUAAGAUAAUGGUAGUUAACCCAUCUGAGGAUGCCCAGCUAUCCACCAAAGGUAAUCCCUACUAUGAAGAAAGUAAAGAUAUUUUUUUCGACAAUCAAAUGAAGAAACCUGCCAAAUAA